UGGAAGGGAAGUGGUGAAGGUUUGAAUGUUUGUGAUCGCGAAUAGCCAGCGUUUUUAUAAUAUUUGAAUGGAAAUACCUCUAGAAACAUGACGGAACCUAAGAAGGUAGCAUUUUCUACCCUAGGGCCUAUAAAGAAAGAAAAGAAAAAGGAGAAGAAGAUGAAAACAGUGCGUAUUAUUUUGACACUGCCUGAGUCCAAUGAGAAGUCUUGUCCGGAGUUCAACUAUCGAGAACUGGUGUCUCUAAAACUGCAUGACAGAAUAGGAAAGAAAAAUCUAGGAGACGUGAUCAACGGGCCGCCUCUCGACCCCAGUGACCCCUUCGCGUCGGAUGAGGAUGCUGCCCUCCGCGCCCUGGCGAGACAGUUCGAAAAUAGAUAUGGUGGUUAUAUACCAAAUAAGAAGAAGAAGAGAAGAAAAGAGAAUGAUUUCAGCACUCUCGGAGAAGGCUAUGACGAGACGGAUCCCUUCAUCGACAAUUCGGGCGCUUUCGAUGAGGUUAUGCCAGUCCACAUGGAGACAAAAGAACGUGGUUUUUAUAUCAAUUCUGGGGAGUUAGACUUCGAGGAGGUUGAGGAGGGAGAAGAUUCAUCGUCUUCGUCAUCUGAAGGAGAAGACUCAGAGGAUAGUGAAACGGAAGUUAAAAAGAAAAAGAAAAUGGUAUGAUUUUUGUGUGGUCAUGCAUUUGUUGUGAGUUAUGU
Molecule: messenger RNA, 701 nt
Organism: Penaeus monodon (black tiger shrimp)
Lineage: Eukaryota; Metazoa; Arthropoda; Malacostraca; Decapoda; Penaeidae
Product: ubinuclein-1-like
Exons: 4
Coding region: 88-666 (192 amino acids)
Cellular component (GO): nucleus
Source: RefSeq, a predicted model, not a curated record